Messenger RNA from Pocillopora verrucosa, 1909 nucleotides. Lineage: Eukaryota; Metazoa; Cnidaria; Anthozoa; Scleractinia; Pocilloporidae. The record is from RefSeq and is a predicted model, not a curated record.
UUUUACUCGUGAGGAACCGCACUCGAGAUUCGUGCUGAAGAAGGUUUCCUCUAAGAUGACGUCGUACGAGGAUGAUGAAAACUUUGGAAGUUACAGCGUGGUUGGUUCAUUUCCCAAAGAUUUCGGCUAUGGUCCAGAAGACCAGGAUGAACUCUCAAGCAGUGACAACAAACCCAGGAUUCUAUUGCUGGGCCUUAGAAGGAGUGGCAAAUCUUCCAUCCAGAAAGUUGUUUUCCACAAGAUGUCUCCAAAUGAAACACUUUUCUUGGAGAGCACCAAUAAAAUAGUGAAAGAUGACAUAUCAAAUAGCUCCUUUGUGCAGUUCCAGAUUUGGGACUUUCCAGGCCAGAUUGAUUUUUUUGACCCAGCAUUUGAUUCAGAAGUGUUGUUUGGCCAUUGUGGAGCUCUUGUUUUUGUUAUAGAUGCACAGGAUGAUUAUAUGGAUGCCCUUGGAAAGCUCCAUAUGACUGUAACAAGAGCAUACAAGGUCAAUCCAAACAUAAAGUUUGAAGUAUUUAUUCACAAAGUAGAUGGAUUGUCUGAUGAUCAUAAAAUUGAAACUCAGCGUGAUAUUCACCAAAGAGCGACAGAUGAGCUUGCAGAUGCAGGUCUGGAAGGCCUUCACUUGAGCUUUUACUUGACGAGUAUAUACGAUCACUCAAUAUUUGAGGCUUUUAGCAAAGUAGUGCAAAAACUCGUCCCUCAACUUCCAACGCUGGAGAACUUAUUGAAUAUUCUUAUAACAAAUUCAGGCAUCGAGAAAGCCUUUCUGUUUGAUGUUGUCAGCAAGAUUUAUGUGGCCACGGACAGUUCACCGGUGGACAUGCAGUCCUACGAGCUUUGUUGUGACAUGAUCGACGUUGUUAUUGAUAUUUCAUGCAUUUACGGGUUAAGAGAGGAGGGAGAUAGCAGUGCAUAUGACAUGGAGUCUUCGUCGAUCAUCAAACUCAACAACUCGACUAUUCUGUACCUUCGAGAGGUGAACAAAUUCCUUGCCCUUGUCUGCAUUCUAAGAGAAGACAACUUCGAGAAAAAAGGUCUGAUAGACUACAACUUCUACUGCUUCCGUCAAGCCAUCAGUGAGGUGUUUGAAGUCAAACGCCAGAUGAGGUCUGUGUCAGAUACUGGCUCCCAGUCCCCUUCAGCCGCGUACUCAAACGGCAGCGCAAUCCCCGCCCUGGAUCAUGAAAGAAAUGACAACGCUGUAGUAGUGUAGCGCAGGCUCAAAUGUGCUGUUUUGCAUUGUAUUCAGUAAGACAAAAGCGUCGCUGUACUUGUGAGGGAGAUUGUCUCUUACUUUAACAGGUCUUUCAUCUCUAGAAUAUGAAACAGCUUUCGCUGUCAGUUUUUGUCAAGUUGACUGAUCGUAGUUCUCAAAAUGCUAAUAAUGUGAUCGUUGUAAUCGUGAACCGUGUCGAGUCUUGCGUGGUACUGUAUACCGUAGACUUGACGCUGUUAUAAUUGUCUCGUUUUGUUUUCGUUCUUGUUUGUCAGGGUUGUUGUAUAGUUGUAUGUUUGAGGCAGUUUGAAAAGCCAAACAAAACAAAAACAUAGGCAACGGGAGAAAAAAAAGUAAAUAUAAAAUAUGUUUUACCAAAGCCGGGCUUAUUUCAACCUUGCUUUCCGAUAAUUUUUCACUCCCAAAAUUUCCAAGGUCUCUCCUCCGCAAGUUAAUAAAACCAACGUUACGUGACGGACUUAGCACGAGCCAAGAGUGUAGCGUGACAAGUUUAGAACCGACGAUGAGCGGACCGCCUGUUUUGGCAAGGAGUUAAUAUGAAGUAGGAAGCUGUCAGGUGAUUUAGUUCGUGAACCGGGCAGGUCUCUCAAUUAAUGAGAAUUGUGAACUAAUUGUAAAUAAGUAAUUAAGAGGACCAUGUGUUUCUGAAAAGGAGAAGUUUGAUUGGCA